AUGACAGUCAACGUCUUUGCCGUCCCUGUCUUCUUCAUCGUCUUCCGAGAAUGUCUCGAAACGGUCAUAGUUGUCUCGGUCUUGCUGGCCUUCUUGAAGCAGACCCUUGGGGCCGAGGGUGAUACUGCGACCUACAGGAAGCUCUUAAAACAGGUUUGGUGGGGAGUCGGCCUUGGCCUGGCCAUUUGCCUUUGCAUUGGUGCGGGUAUGAUUGGUGCCUUUUACGGCUUCGGCAAAGACCACUUCGCCAAUACCGAAGAUAUCUGGGAAGGUGUCUUUGGCAUAAUUGCCUCUGUUAUCAUCUCCAUCAUGGGCGCUGCACUUCUCCGCGUCAAUAAACUGCAAGACAAGUGGCGCGUCAAGCUUGCCCGAGCCCUGGACGCGAAGGCGACCACUGAGGGCUCCCAGAAACGUGGCCAAAGAUUCCGUCGCUGGGCAGAGAAGUACUCCAUGUUCAUGUUGCCCUUUAUCACUGUUCUGCGCGAAGGCCUCGAAGCUGUCGUCUACAUUGGUGGAGUCAGCUUAGGCCUGCCUGCUUCUGCUUUUCCUCUCGCCGUUGUCUGCGGACUAGCGGCUGGACUCGCCAUUGGCUACAUCCUCUAUCGUGGCGGAAACUCAGCGCGACUACAACUGUUCCUGAUUAUCUCAACUUGUUUCCUUUACCUUGUUGCCGCUGGGCUGUUCUCCAGGGCUGUCUGGUACUUUGAGAACAACGCCUGGAACAAGAUCAUUGGCGGUGAUGCUUCCGAGACUGGGUCUGGUCCUGGUUCCUACGACAUUAGACAGAGCGUUUGGCACGUAAACUGCUGCAACCCCGAACUCAAUGGCGGCGGUGGAUGGGGUAUCUUCAACGCCCUCUUCGGUUGGCAGAACUCGGCCACUUACGGCUCCGUCAUCUCCUACAACCUUUACUGGGUCUGCGUCAUUGUCGCUUUUGUCUGGAUGCGUUUCCAGGAGCGCAAGCAAAUCUCUGCUGAGAGAGGCGCGUCGGCUUCCGAAGAAUCGAACAACGCUGAACCCAUGGUCGAGGCGACAAGCAAGAAAGGCGAGGGCAUUGGUCCUGAAACUAAGGUCCAGGAGAUGCACGACUAA
Molecule: messenger RNA, 1092 nt
Organism: Lasiodiplodia theobromae
Lineage: Eukaryota; Fungi; Ascomycota; Dothideomycetes; Botryosphaeriales; Botryosphaeriaceae
Product: Plasma membrane iron permease protein
Exons: 4
Coding region: 1-1092 (363 amino acids)
Biological process (GO): iron ion transmembrane transport
Cellular component (GO): plasma membrane; high-affinity iron permease complex
Molecular function (GO): ferrous iron transmembrane transporter activity
Source: RefSeq, a predicted model, not a curated record